AUGGCUCUGUGGCGCUUCAGUCUGCUGUCAUUGUCUGCCUUUUGGAUGAUGUCACCUACCUACAUUGAGGUUCAUAUGCAUUACCACCAUAACAACAAUUACCACCGUCGCAAAGUCACCUCUCACACGACAUUCACCAGCAAUGUCUCCUCGUUCUCUUCGCCCCGCGACAGUCGCCGCAACAAAGGCGUCCUACGAGCGCUCUGCCACUCCGGUGCCUCAGCCAAAGGUGGCCAGAAGACGCGCCCCUGCGAAGGCGCCAAGGUCCUUGAAGCCUCCUACACCAGCUCGGAAUACGGCACCGAAGUGGCUGCCAGCAACGCCCUUAACCUCACACAUCAGCCGUCGACAGCUCUCUAUCUCACUCCCUUCAGCCGCCUCACUAAUUUCACGUUUUACCCUGUGCGCUAUGUCACUAACAAGUUCUCACAGCCGUACAAGUGGACCGCAGCUCGCGAAUGCACGCUGUUAGUUCACCUCAUCGGUCUAGGUGACCCUAUCUCUGCAGCAGAGUUCGACAAGCUCGCACUCCUCCUCGACAUCACCUCUGACGUCGUGCGCGCACGUGUCGAUUUCUUCCGCGGUCAACAAACCGUCAAAAUCCGAGAUGCCUCCCCCUCCCCGUCUCCCGCUGCUGCCGGCCCCUCCAACGCGGACUCGGUUGCUGGCAGCCCCGCUCCUGCUGAUGGCAGCAGCAAUCAGGGUGAAGGUGAGGUUGAGGACACGCCUGAAGGUUCUGUUGCACCUGAAGAAGGUGUGAGUGAGUCGCGCGCCCGAACCAGUACGGUCCGCCUUGCUGGUUCCGUGGCCGUCACUGUUGAUGACUCUCUGGUUGAAAGUGAUGCUCCAGCCGUUCCUGAGCGUCGCGAAUGGUCGUCGUCGCCCGAAGUUGGAAGUGAUGUUGUGGAGUCGAUCGAGACCGACGACCCCCCCAUUGUCAGUCUUCGUUCGCCUUCGUCGUCUCCGCUCUCGUCCCUUUCCUCAACUCCAACCUCGACGACCCGCUCUCCUCCUGUUGCCGAGGUAGCAGAGGAUGAUCCCGACGAUGAUGCCAACGACGAUGCCGACGUCGACACCGACAGCGCCACCAGUCAAGCGACGCCGUCGCCGACUCGCCACGUGCACUGGACCAAACAAUUCCCUGUCCGCAGGUACAAACUGCGACCUUGGGAGGAGGGCAUGCUGUACGACAACUCCGACUCCGAUUCCAACUCCUCCUCCUCCAGCCUCGGAAAGCGGUCACGGGCUGACGACGACGAAAAGGACGACGAAGAUGAAGAGGGUGAAUGGAACCGCCACGCCCGCCGCAAGCGCUGCCGCUCCCGCACCGCUACCCCAAUGCCAUCGACUGCCGGCCACGCUUGGCGUACGAAACCGACGGCGAGGAUGUCCCCUUCCAGAAUCACAACAUUUAUGAAGCGGACGACGUACCCCUGGCCGGCGCAGGCUGCGGGAGAGUACAUGGUGCAGAAGGAUUGGUUGGAGGACAACAGCGAAGUUAAAUAUUGGCUCCGCCAUCCUACAACAUCUCCCUCGUCUUCCUCCACGUCCGCCUCCACAUCUUCCCUCUCGUCUCCCCCCUCAUCUUCUGGCUCCUCAUCUCCCUCCUCAUCUUCCGGUUCAUCAUCUUCCGGUUCAUCAUCUUCCGGUUCAUCAUCUUCCGGUUCAUCAUCUUCCGGUUCCUCAUCUUCCGGUUUCUCGUCUCCUGGCUCCUCGUCCCCCUCCCCCUCUCCCCCGCAGUCUCCUUCUGCGGCGGUUACAGCAUUAGACCGGGAGAACACGCCGUUCGACCUCGGAUUCAUGUUUCAUAAUGAGGCGGACCCGCUGGGAAGGUUCGCCACUCCUGACUUCCUUUCCCCGGGCAGUCCCGCCACCACAUCUGCUCCUGCCAGCGAGAUCGCAGUGGACCCGGCUCUCCUUACCAUGUUUGCCUCGCCUGACCCACCUCUUGCCGCUACCACUGGCGUCAGUUCGAGUACAAGCUCCACCCCGCCCGAUCGAGUUUAA
Messenger RNA from Aplosporella prunicola CBS 121167, 2007 nucleotides. RefSeq lists its product as uncharacterized. Bases 1 to 2007 code for a protein of 668 amino acids. The record is from RefSeq and is a predicted model, not a curated record. The transcript is spliced from 6 exons. NCBI's taxonomy places the organism in Eukaryota, Fungi, Ascomycota, Dothideomycetes, Botryosphaeriales, Aplosporellaceae.